CGAAUAUCUACAGAUGUUGUUAGUUAUGUUGCCGCGUAUUUUUGAUAAAAAGAGACAUGGAUGUUACAUACAUCGCUCGAAAUUUGAAUCUGAUAGGCUUUUUUAUUGGUAGACAAACCAAAUUUGAACCAAUUUUGUUAAAUAAGAUUGUUAGAUUUACGCUAAAUGUAACGAUUAUCUUAUCAGUAUCUACAUUCUAUGCAAUUUUUAAUAUUUUAAAGAAAAUAUUAUUCGUUACACUAUUUCUUGAUUUGUGGAUGUUUAUAAAUAAAAUGUAUUUAGUAACAAUUCCUGAAUGUUACGUUUAUGAUGGAGAUUUUUACGAUAAAUUAAACGAUAUCGAUAAAGAAUUGAAUACAGACAAACGUAUUCUUAAAAAACAAAAAUUUCGUGUUAAUCAGUUAAUUACAUUUUGGCUUACUAUGUUUACUAUUUCCAGAUCUUUUGUGAAAUUGAUAAGCAACGACCUUUUAGUAAAUGUAUGGUAUAUAUUAAAUGAUUCAAUUACUCAUCUUAAUAGGCUUCAUAUUGUGGCGAAUAUCACAACGAAUGCGUUUUUAAUAAAAGAAAGGACAGCAAUGACUUAUGAACAUUUAAUCAAUUUUAAAAUAAUGAUUCUUCUAAUAUUGCAUAAAAAGACGACAGAGACAGAAGAAAUUAUUAUGGACAACAUAUGCAAAGAAAAUUUGCAACGAAUGAUUAAAAUUUUAUGUAAAAUAUGCGACGCAAUUGAUAAAUUUAAUAGACGCCACAGAGUCGAAAUAUUUCAACAGUUCACUUAUAUUUUCUGUUCAAUUUUACUGCAUGUAUUUUAUAAUCAGUUCGAAGCGAUUACAUUCAAGAAAGUUAUAUCAAUUACAUUUUGGAACAUCUUUUAUCUGGGGACUAUUAUUUCGAUGCUUCACACUGCUACAGUGACCACGAAAAUAAUGAGCGAAAUCCCUAAAGUUGUUCAAGAUAUUGUUUUAGAAAUUAUUCGGUGUAACAAUUACACAUUUCAACAACAUAAAGUGUUGUUAGAGGAGCUUAUACUAUUUUCUGAAUUGGCUUCAUCACCUGGCUUAAAAUUUUCGAUUUAUGGUAUAGCCAACUUUAGUUAUAGCAUAUUAAUUUCUUUUGCCAGUAACAUUGUAUCUUAUGUAGUAGUUUUGAUGCUUUUUAAAUAAAUCGAUUUUUUUCAAUCAAAUAAGUAAUAUAUAUUUUUUUUACAAUACCGACCAAUCGUGUUGGAUGUCUUCAGUUUCGGUAAAAGGAUCGUAUCGUUUUCCAAACCUUUAUUUAAAGUAAAAUGGUCAAAAGUAAAUCUCCCUAUUACCAAUUAAUAUUCGUUAAGAAUAAAUGGAUGAUCCUUGUGAUUAUAUGCACUGAAACAAACAAAACAGUUACAUAAAGAAAUUAGCGUCACACAUAUACAUGUAUUAGCUUAUGUAAAAAAUCAAUAAAACUAAAUAAUAAAAUUGCAAUUACAAAGA
Agrilus planipennis (emerald ash borer) is the source of this 1472-nucleotide messenger RNA. RefSeq lists its product as uncharacterized. The record is from RefSeq and is a predicted model, not a curated record. Lineage: Eukaryota; Metazoa; Arthropoda; Insecta; Coleoptera; Buprestidae. Bases 57 to 1166 code for a protein of 369 amino acids. The transcript is spliced from 3 exons.